Molecule: messenger RNA, 7665 nt
Organism: Phlebotomus papatasi
Lineage: Eukaryota; Metazoa; Arthropoda; Insecta; Diptera; Psychodidae
Product: protein CEPU-1-like
Exons: 12
Coding region: 767-2371 (534 amino acids)
Biological process (GO): homophilic cell-cell adhesion; synapse organization
Cellular component (GO): plasma membrane; neuronal cell body; axon
Molecular function (GO): protein binding; axon guidance receptor activity
Source: RefSeq, a predicted model, not a curated record
AUUAAACUGUAUGCUGCUGUGCUCGGACUCAAAGUUGCAAUACAGGACGCCUGUAUAAGUAACCAAACGUCUCUACAGUGUGAGCGAUUCUAUUGUGUGUCAUCAAUUUCACAUUUGAGUGCACAGAAGUGCUAUUGCUUAAGCGAUAUCCACGAUAUUGUGACGCUUUUUUUUCUCUCUGAAAUCCCUGAAUCUGGCGUGAAAAGUUGAUACCUACCGGGACAAGGGAAUUCAAUUUACUUUCCGGAUGACCCUUCCGUAUUGGAUGAUUUCACAAAGGGUGAAAGUCGAUUUGGUGACGCGAGAAGUGCGUUGGGACUGUUAAAUGUGUAUUGAUAAACGAUAUACAAUAACGAUUUGGUAUCACCCAAAGUAAAGUGUCAAGUGAAAUGUAAAGAAAAAAAAAAGUUAUAUAAAUGAGAUUUAUUUGGAGUGCGGGAUUAUGGUAAUGGGAAAAAAAUAAACUGUAUAAGUAUGUUUUGAAUAUAUGCGUGUGGCACAGUUGGGAGGGACUGUGUUUAUUUUGGCGGGAAAAAGCUCAAUCCCCGCGCACAUUCCAAAAUCAGCAUAUUAGUCGAAUUAUACUCUUUCAUGCGGUACAACUUUAUUACAAUGUGGCAGAUUGUUAGUGUUUGAGAGGACUAAAUGCGGAGUUGACGGAGAAUGAUGCUGAUGAUGAGAAUGAUGGUGGUGAUGAAGUGAUCAUAUCUUUUCCCGAUUGGAUUAUGCUUAAUGUUGGGAAACACUUGAUAAACAUUCUGUGGAAAUGUUGUGGAUUAUUGUGCUGAUAAUUGGAGAUUUAUUUUCGUUUUCUCCGGUUAAUGAAGCAGCAAAAGUGAUCAAUCCAGAAACACAGAGUGAGCCAUCUUUCAUCUCAGAGUCAGGAAAAUUUAAAUUUGUCACAGGAAAUACUAUUCUCCUACCAUGUGAUGUAACCAAUGCAGAGUCAUACGUUAUUGCGUGGAAGAAGGGAAUAGCAAUUUUAACAGCCGGAAAAGUUAAAGUAUCUCCGGACGCAAGAAUGAAUUUAGUCAAUGGAUAUUCACUACAAAUUAAGAAUUCUGUACCCCAAGAUGCCGGUGUUUACGUGUGCCAGAUAGCAACUUUAGAACCACUAGAGAUAAUGCAUACAGUAGAUAUUCUAGUACCACCUGUGAUACAUCACGUGACAUCCGGUGGUAGUUUACAGGUGAAAAAAGGGACGCCUGUGUAUUUGGAAUGCUUUGCAACGGGGAAUCCUACACCAAAUAUCACAUGGACACGGAAGAAUAACAUAUUGCCGAAUGGUGAAGAAAAAUUAUCAUCGCCAGCACUAACGAUUGAGAACAUGGAUCGACACAAAGGAGGUACUUAUAUAUGCACAGCAAAUAAUGGGGUUGGACAGCCGGCAACUAGUCAAGUGCUGCUACAUGUUCUGUUCCCACCAGAAAUAACCCUAGAGAGACCAAUUGUUCAUUCAAGUGAAGAUCAGGAAGCUAUGUUAGUGUGCAUUGUACAUGGAGAAACCCCACCUUUGGUGACAUGGUACAUGAAUACAAUGCAAUUGCAUACAACAGAGAACUACAUAAUGGGUUCACGGGGAUCACGCCAUACGCUCCUGAUACGAAAAGUAAAUCAGUAUGAUUUUGGAAAUUACACAUGCAUGGCAGAAAAUGAUCUUGGUCGAACGAAGAAGAGCAUCUUGUUGACUGGAAAACCAAAAACUGCAAUUUUCCAUUCUCCGCCCAUCAGUCAAUGGGGAGAUAGAUAUAAUAUUUCAUGGGCUGUGGAUUCUCAUACCCCAAUAGAGGAAUUCAAACUAUUCUUCAGAAGACUGCCAAAAGGUCGCACAAAUGACGAAAAUAAUGAAGAUUCCGGUGGUUUUCCGGUUGGAUUCAGUGAACAAUUACAACCUCUUCAGCAUCAAAGUCAGCAGCAGCAGCAGCAUUUUGGUCGGCGUGGUUUCUAUCGGCGAAGCAAUAGCACGCAUCAUUUGGUUGUUCCUGCGUACGAGUCACAUUGGUAUAGAAAUGGACAUGGAAGCAUUGUUCAUUGGUCAGGCAAUGAUUGGAGGGAUGUCAUUUUACCGGCUAUACCAUUAUCGCAUCUCUACACACAAACUAUGAGUUAUCUCAUUCAUGGUUUGGAGCCUGAUCAUCAGUAUGAAGCCAAAGUUCAAGCCAGAAAUAGAUAUGGAUGGAGUGAUGUAUCGGAACGAUUUAUAUUUUCAACACCUAAUACAAAUUCUGAAGUGCGAGAUAUGCGUUCGACACAAUUCAGCGGAGCAUCCGUACCAAUGUAUAGAGAUUUUAUUGGAAUUCUUUUAACAUUUUUAUUAGGUAAUAUUUUAGUUAUAAGCCACUCAUAUGCACUUGUGAGGAAUGUUAUUUAAAAAGAAAUGUAUUUAUUUACAAUUGUACUUCUCCAUAACCUAAAAACUAUACUACAGGAAUAAUACCGUCAUCAUUUUUACGAUAUUGGUUAAUAUAUGCUCCACUUAAAAAAAAUGGUAGAUAGCGCCAAAAUUUUCUAUCCAGCAUAAUUUGCAUUCAAUAUUAUAAAUUCAUGAGGUGAAUUAUAUCGUUGCAAAUAACACUAUAAGAAGUAAUUUUGAUAUCAGAUAUGCAUAUUUUAUUGCAAUGCAAAUAUUUUACAGUCUGAAUAAAAUUAUAUACGUAAUUGUGGAAUAAUGUAUUGUUAUAUGAUAAAUUUGUGAAAUUUCUGCAUGAUCUGACGACAUUGAUUAACUAUGCAUUUAUGUGCAAUUAAUAGAGGAUUAUAAAAAAUGUGCAUUAAAACAUGAGAGUCUGAUGAAUCAUACAAGAGUUAAAUAGAUAAAUUGCAUUCGAAGGUAUUUUAAUUAGUUUCCUGGUUAAGGCUUAAGUACGCCAAACGAUAUACAUUUCAAUAUCAAAGAACAUACCGUAAAUAUAAUCACGUCCGAUGCUGAAAUUGUGCCGGCUGUAUGUCGCCCCAGUAGAAAUUGUAAAAUAAUCCAUAAAGUCCCUAAAUCCUUUAUGUAACAAGCAUUUAUGGAUCUCGGGUCCGCUGCUGACCACCAUGAUGUACCUUAACCAGCAACAGUGAUGUUAAAUUACACAUUUUUUACAAGGUAAUAUUUUCAUAAUAUUUACGUAAUUAAUUUUUAAUGCAAAAAACGUAAUAAACUUCUUAAAGUUCUAAAAUAAACGAGGAUUAUCAUAACCUUUUUGUACUUUUAGAUUGAACGAUUUAUAUUUACAUGUUAGGGUGGAAUCACCACUUCUCGCCAGGUAUAUUGAAAUCGCUAUUUUUCACGAUUUAUGAAAUAAAUGAGCCUCAAAGUAACUUGUAUUUUUAUUGCUGCUACGUAUAGAGUCGAAAACACUAAUUUUUUGUUCUGAAUUUAAAUAUUUGAGCAUUUUUUAGAGGAAUAUUUUAAGCAAGUGCAUCGAAUCCAAUAUUUCUUACCAAAUAUACUAAGUGUCAUGAAACUUUUAUCGAACAAAAUUUAAUUUUUGAUUAAAUAGAUUGCCUAUUGAACAUUUAAUUACAUUCAGCGAAUACAUAAAAUUUGUAUUUAUUUAGUUAUUAUUUCAUUUUAUAUCAUUUUUAUGUAAAAAUGAGCCAUGGCGGAAAGUGGUAAUAUUCUAAAAUUGAUUCACCACCUGUCGUCAUAGCUUUCCAAUAGGCAACGCUAACUUCACUUCAUAGAUUUUCAGUUGUCAAAUGUACUUUGUUUACUUUCUGCAAUAGUCUAAUAAUUUGAUUUCUCAAAUAAAAGCGAAUAAAAAUCAUUUAAUGUGAGUAAUAAUAAGGUGAUCAUGAGGAAAAAGAAAUCUUGAAUGUAUUCUUUGCAAAUUAUUGCUCAAAAUAAUCGAAUUUGAACUUUUCCAAGUGAGUAGCGAGAAGUGGUUACAGAACUGGCGAAAAGUGGUAAAAAGUGGCGACGAAGUGGUUAUUUUUGUAUUGUUAAUAAAAAUCAGUUUUUUAGGUACUCCCGCGUUAAAUUGUAGGACAAUUGUUUUCACGAAUCUAGAGCCAAUAUAUCUAAGUAGCUUUGUGUCAAAUUUGAGUUAUCUGAUAAUAAGGGGUCAAAAGUUAUAAUACAAUUAAUUUCACUUUUUCCUAAAAGUGGCGAUAACUGGUUACUCUACCCUAUAUAAGAAAUUGAACUUUUCGAAUAAUAUAAGUUUCUAGAGAUAAGUUUCUUUUUCUGUUUCUGUGUGAUUAGAAGAAAUUAAACAAUCCAUGAAAAGAAAACUAAUUUUCUAAUAAAAUCCGCGCAAAUAUGUAGCAAUUAAAGUUUUACUAAACUCAAUCAUGCAUCAAAAACUAAAAAAGAGAUAUGGCAAAAAAUAGUAAAAAAUGGAAAGUUUAAUUUCCUAAAUUCAUGCAAAAUUCACCAGUAGCAAAGGUACUUUUCUCAAUAUAUAGUAACUCGCCUUACUAUAGUUAAGUGAUUUUAAUUUAUAAUUAGUGAAUUUCAAAGCUGUAACUAUUUUACUGCUUGAACUUAAAGAAAGAACAGUUGCAUAAUCUGCUCUUUUUCAACUUGUCACCGCUCUAGAGCUUAAACGGUAAAAGAUAUCAGCUCCCGGUCUUCGGUGACCCCCAAUAAAAAAAAGGCAUUAUCUGCAGACAUACCCUUUUUCUCUACCCCCGUUCAAUUCCUCGAAAACCGUAUUUUUCGUUUUUUUUUUUCAAAAUUAGCCCAAGCUUUUUUAAUGAUUUUUCAUACGUUUUGGGGGUAUCCUAGGUGAAUAUUUCGUCAAUAUAUAUCGAUGACCGGAAAAUUCUUCAUUUUGAAUUUUUGAAAGCUCAGCAUCCGCACUCUGAGCCUUUCCAUGACACAUUGACUCCACCACACAAGGUGCCAGGCGUGCCAGGGUAUCAUUCCACGCACUCUGAAGCAGGUCACGGAGGCAACUUUAAAAGUGCAAUUGGGGAGGGUUGCCAACGGCGAGAAGCGUAGCGACACAAUCGCUACAUUGCCGUUGUCUGGCGGAAAAAUCUUCUACACAGAAAAAAAUAUUUUGUAAAAAUGAUCGUAAAUGUUUGUGAAUUCUUAUGGGGGAGUUACGAAAUGCUCGUGAAUCGUAUAACCCACAAACAAGUUCGUAAAAAUUUGUACUUUUUUCACAAACAUUGUUCGUAACAUGAUCAUUUGACGAACAAUUUUUGUACUUUUACAAAUAUUUGUUCGUAAAUGUUCGUAAACACACAAAAAAUGUUCGUAAAAUUUUGUCAUUUGUUCGUAAAAUGUUUGACAGGAAAACAAACAUUUACGAAAAAAUGUCAAAAUUUUACGAACAUUUUUUUGUGUGUUUACGAACAUUUACGAACAAUGUUUGUGAAUAAAGUACAAAUUUUACGAACAUGUUUGUUAGUUAUACGAUUCACGAGCAUUUCGUAAAUCCCCCAUAGGAAUUCACAAACAUUUACGAACAUUAUUACAAAUUUUUUUUCUGUGUACAAUAAAUAGAAGCUAAUGAAAUUCUACUUAAGCGGUCUCGGAUUUUAGAAAGUUCUAAUUGGAAUACAUCCCUUAAUGACUCAAAUUAUGGUGAUCUUUUAAACUGAAUUCUGUUAGUCUAGCAGAAAUUAAAGAAAAAGACUUUUUUUUACAAAUAAAUGACAUGUAAAAAAAUGUAAUUUACCUUUGUUGUGUAUUUUAAAAUCACUGGUAGCAUUGGUUAUAUACGGCACUCAAUACCAGCAGCCUUUUUGGUACACUAUUGGUGGCUACGUGAAAGAAAGCUGGGUAUUAUUGUCCUCCAUGGAGAACCUAAAGUGGUUACUGUUGUGUCCAAAAUACAUUCUGGACUGUGUACAGUUGGUCCUCUUUGGCGGUUGUUGGACCAAAAUGGGAAUUUGUAGUGAAGUGACUCUAUAUUUGAAAUGUGACAUUAAAUACACAAUUUUCCGAGCUUUCUCUCAUUCACCCUUUCACCUCACUUUUUAACUUUCCGCACAUAUAUGAUAUUUAUUUUACAAUCUUGGCCAGUGUGUUGUCGGUCACGAGCCACUGGGUCAGAAGGCGCAACACUUGCCGUAAAAGGGGUUAUUGUGCCAUUCCAUAGAGGUAUAGCAAGUUUGUGGAAAUACGCGAUUGUGAUUCUAUGUAGUGCAGAAUAUUCUUUUUGUUUUUUUUUUUUUAAUAAAUCUCCUAUGUAAAUACAUAACUGAGAACUUCUGGUGAAUUUUCUACUUCAAUAUACUAUUUCUCUGUCUGAACUAAAGUAUUUUCUUCCAAAUAUGGUGUAAGGAAAAAAAAGAUUGAAAUAUCAAGAUAUUAAAUACUGAAAGUAAAUUAAUUAAACUACUUGGAGAAUGUUUGAAGUACCAUAGAGUUUGGAUGUAUGAAUUAAAUAGAAUGGUAUGUUUAUUCUGUAAAUAGAAAAUAUUUUUUACUGAAUAAGAGAUACAAAAUCACACUGGUACACUCCUGUUAUUUAUUAUACGAAAGCACAAACUUAAUGAUUGAAAGAGGCAUAACAUUAUAUGCAAUCCUUGGCAUUAUGUAUGUGUAUAAACAAUGGGAAAUUCAUGUACGAUAAAUUAUCAUUAAAACAUUGUAUAUCUUGGGGAUCUCCCUUACGUUACUAAUGCCACACAUUCAUAAGAUAUAAUGAAAUUUUGAAUAAUUAAUGUGUCAAUUUCUAGAAACAUAUCACAAUUAGUUCUUAUGAUUUCUGUUACUAAAUUCCAAGUUAGAAAUGUAUAUUCUGCAUAAUACAUGAACGUAUAGAAGUCAUAUUCCUCAUAUCAAAAUUACUUUUCAUAAGUGUAUUUUGACUUAAUGCCGUAUAAUAUAUAGAAUUAAACCGAAAGACCAUAAAACGAACACAAUGCUCUCUAUUUGACUAUGAAUAAAUAAGCAUAUGUAUAUGUAAAUCCCUAUAUCGUAAAUAAAAGCUUUAGUUUUAAGCUGAAAAUUUUAUAUGAUCAAACUUUUGUUAUCAAAUUAACCCAAUUAUGUCAUAAUUAUUUAAAAAUACCAAACAUUUUUCUAUACAAAAUUUCUUUCAUCUUUUUUUCCAUCAAUUAUUUGUUUUAUUUUAAUUCAAUUCAGUACAAUUGACUUAACUAGCAUAAACUGUGUAAAUAACUAAAAGAGAAUUAUACUAAAAAACACAAUGUAGCUCCCUCUUAUCUUUAAUGUUAAAAAAAAAGAAUUUUUGUGAAAAGAAAAAUACAUCAAGAUUUUAGAAAUUAAUAAGGGUAAGAGUUUAGCGAAUUAAGAAUAAAUAUUACAGCUCGCUUGAAAUCACUCCUUGACUGCAAUCUUACUGAGAAAAUAGCUUCCUUUAACCAUUUACCUGUGAAAAUUUUUGAACCUCUUUUGGGUACAAGGUAAACAAGGGUGAGGGCUAAUAAAUGAAUUAAGAAUGUGAAGGAUGGCAGAAAGCAAAGACUUUGCCGUAGUAAAUGAUGCUAAAUCUCCAGCAUAAUGGACAACGGGUAAAAAAGAAAAUUUCAAAGUAAAAACAAUAUUUAAUUGGGAUAAAUUAUAAAAAUAAAUUUCCACAUCAUUUUUCUACUAUAUUUUAAUAUCAAUCAUAAUGUCCAAAAUUAAAGUAUGUAACUAUAUAGCAUUUAUGGAUGUUUAUAUACUAAUAUUAAGCAAGUAAAUAAUACAUUAAACAAGUGUGAAAUAUUUUUAUGGAUGGUUGAAAUUAAAUUUAAGAAUAAUAAAUAUAAAAA